Messenger RNA from Symbiodinium pilosum, 648 nucleotides. The record is from the annotation of a GenBank genome assembly. Lineage: Eukaryota; Dinophyceae; Suessiales; Symbiodiniaceae.
AUGCCUCGCUCCAGCCGAGCUCUUGUGUGCCUGUCCCUGGUGGCCGCAGGAUACGUGGUCACCCGGCUCGGGGCUUUCGUGGCUGCGCCGGCCACGCCAAAGGCUCCCCGAACGCAGCUGCAGGCGCGCGGCGGCGGUGAGUAUGACAUCAGCGAUGCCGACAUUCAGACCUUCUACUCCUCAUUGCUGACUGGCAGUGGAGGCGACCCCCCCAAGGGCACCGUGCUGUCUGAGCUGGUCGUCAAGUUCUUUCAUGGUGAGUUCACGCCUCAGGGCUUCAAGCGCUACUCGGGACUCUGGAAGGGCCCACCCCCAGGCAGCAUUGGCAAGAAGGACAUCAGUGUGGGCGUCGCAGGCCUGAAAGCGCAGAUGGCCAACCCGAUGUUCGUGACGAAGGGCGGCGUCGGCUAUGGCGUGGAUGAGACGCAGAAGGUUGCCGAUGACGGCAAGGGCUGGGUCUGGCUGGCCGCUGAGAUGAGCCCCGGCGGGCUUGCCUUGGAGCUCUUCAAGUCCGUCCCCUAUGGUAAGCGAGCCCUCCUGGUCGCCAAGCAGAGCAACGUCGACGAGCUUUUCAACGCAGUGAAUUGGGACGUCGCACUGGCCAACGUCGAGAAGACCUUCGGCGGGCCUCAGAUCAAGCAGCGUUGA